AUGCGUUCUUCGAUGUUGUUGGCCAUUCCGGCCCUUCUAUUCCUUAAUGUUAAUGCGUUGCGCGUCAGCACCUCGAGUGUUUGCGGUAAACAGUCCUGGAACACGCUUACUUGCAAGAAUUCGUCGUGGGGAAAUUGUUGCUCUAAGGAUGGACGUUGUGGUUCCACGGCAAAAUACUGCGGAACUGGAUGCCAGGCUAAAUUUGGAGACUGCAAAGCGCCAGUAUCUUCAGCGCCCACGGUUAUCGUUUCCAAAACACCUGCGGCGUCAUCGAAAACACUUGCAGUAUCCUCGACGAAACUCGUAGUGCCAUCGGCAGUACCUGCAGUCUCAUCAGCAGCACCCGUACUAUCGUCCGCAGCACCCGCAGUAUCAUCGAAAGCACCCGCAGCAUCAGCGGCCCCGGUUGCUGGCGGAAAGAUCUCCACUGAUGGAACUUGCGGCGGAACUUCUGGCUUCACCUGCGUCGGCUCCUCAUUUGGCAAUUGCUGUAGCGCCUAUGGAUGGUGUGGAAAGUCCGCCGACCAUUGCGGCACUAGCUGCAAUGCAGCCUUCGGAAUUUGCGGAGCGGCAUCAUCUUCAUCGAUCUUGUCCACGACUGCAGUUCCGACUACAACUUCGGCAGCUGCACCAGCACCCACCCAAAAGAUCUCCGUCGACGGAAGUUGUGGCAGCGGAGUGACAUGCCUGGGUUCUUCAUUCGGCGAUUGCUGCAGUGCCUACGGAUGGUGUGGAAGCACCGCCGCAUUCUGUGCAACAGGCUGCCAAUCCGGGUUCGGAAAGUGCGAUACUCCUUCCACCAGUCCAGUUCCAAGCACCACCUGUGGGGUCGAAGGCUUCGCCAAUGUUGAGGCAUACUACGCUUCUUCGUUCAACUUGGUCCCUGCGACGGAUGUUUCGACUUGUGCGACGCUAUGUUUGGCCGAAGCGGAAUGCAAGAGUUAUUUGUUCAACCCGAAACUUGGAAAUUGCGCGUAUCUUAAGAAUUCACUUAAGGAGGGAGAGUUCAUUGCUACAAGUGACACGGAUCAGCUUUUCUGGGAGAGGGCUUGCGCUGAGGCUAAAAAUCAUUUGCAAGAGCUUGUGGUGAUCAAGAGCGUUCUCGACUACCCGCGAGUGGAGAAUGAAAGAGAUGUACUCAAAAGAUUUCAGCACCGCACCCCAUCCCUCCGACCUUUGAUCGAUGAAAUCGACGAGCCGACACUUCCUGUGACUAUCGCUCUUAAGCACUUGCAAGGAGAUCUUCUAGAGGCGUCCAUUGCAAGAACUUUGAAUAGACAAGAAUUGAAACACGUCUCGCGAUGUGUACUAGAGGCAUUGAAGACCUUACAUGAGGACGGUUCUGUGCAUACGGAUGUCAAGCCAAAUAACGUAUUCGUCAAUCUGGAAGAAGGCGACGUUCGAUUUACCGAUGUCCAACUAGGCGACUUGGGUGGAUGCUACCCGGCAGACUCAGAGUGGGCUAAAUCAAGCACCGUAGUGGGAACACCUAUGUGGACAAGCCCAGAGAUUCUCAUGGAAUUACCUUGGAACACCGCAGCUGACAUAUGGUGUUUCGGUGCUAUGCUCAUCAGUCUUAUCUACGGUGGAAAUUUCAACCUUUUCCUGCCGAAAGGACUGACACGCGAAGACGAAGAGUAUGUGGUUGGGGUUGUUAUAGAGCAAUUCAAAUAUCUCGGACCUUUUCCAGCCAAAAUGGAAGAGAUCGCAGACCCAGAAACGGUCCAAUCUAUCAUUACGAUCAUGGAAAUGUACCAAAAGAGAAGACGACGCCAUUUCGGCGAACCACCGAGAGGGAAGUAA
Molecule: messenger RNA, 1803 nt
Organism: Alternaria arborescens
Lineage: Eukaryota; Fungi; Ascomycota; Dothideomycetes; Pleosporales; Pleosporaceae
Exons: 5
Coding region: 1-1803 (600 amino acids)
Biological process (GO): protein phosphorylation
Molecular function (GO): protein kinase activity; chitin binding; ATP binding
Source: RefSeq, a predicted model, not a curated record